AUGGCACUUGCUAGAUUAGAGACCUCCGAGGAGGCGGAGUUUAUGGGUAUUCUCCAAGCGUGGAGGUUCAGAAAAAGCAAGCCCGCACUCGUUCGAGGCCUACAGAAGAUCACGAAGCUGUGCUGUGGCGAAAACCAUGUCCUGGCAUUGGACGUGCAAGGACAAGUCUAUGCUUGGGGCUCAGGACAACAAAACCAGCUCGGGCGUAGACUCAUUGAAAGACACAUGGAUCAAAAACGCAGCUUGACGCCUGAGAAGGUCCGGCUGCCCAAAGGGAUCGUCGAUAUAGGCGCUGGACAGUUUCAUUCCUUCGCAGUACACCAAAAUGGAGAUGUCUAUUCCUGGGGGCUCAACAAUUUCGGGCAAACUGGCCAACCUCUUCGACAAGACGAAACAGAUUCAGAUGCCCAUCUACCCCAAAUAGUGAAAUCACUGCAACAGAUUGGCAAAAUCAUUUCUGUCACAGGUGGUAAUCAUCACUCCCUGGCAAUCACAGAUGGUGGCGAGUGCCUGGCUUGGGGACGAGUCGACGCUGGCCAAACGGGACUCAAACUUGAUCGACUACCACCUCAGCACUUGGUCCUGGACUUUCGAGGCCGCCCAAGGAUUUUGACUGUGCCAACUCCCGUGCGGGGCAUCGACGCUGUCUUGGCUGCUGCAGGGACUGAUCAUUCUCUUGCCCUAAGUCGUGAGGGAAAGGCGUAUUCUUGGGGCUUCAAUGAAUACUGUCAAACAGGCGUCAGCUCGGAGAACCAAGUCGACGAAGCUACCAUGCUGGACUCGAAAGCAAUCAAGGAGAAAAAAGUGGUUUGGGCAGACUGUGGUGGACAAUUCAGCGUGAUUGCGGCGCUGCCCGGAACCAUCAAUCACUCGACGACAGCCAACGGGAUUAAUGGACAGAUGUAG
This is a messenger RNA of Exophiala xenobiotica, 906 nucleotides long. RefSeq lists its product as uncharacterized. Gene Ontology annotation, molecular function: guanyl-nucleotide exchange factor activity. Lineage: Eukaryota; Fungi; Ascomycota; Eurotiomycetes; Chaetothyriales; Herpotrichiellaceae. Gene Ontology annotation, cellular component: cytoplasm. The transcript is spliced from 2 exons. The record is from RefSeq and is a predicted model, not a curated record. Bases 1 to 906 code for a protein of 301 amino acids.